AUGGCUCGUGACCGCUCUCGAAGCCGCUCUCCCCAGCGUCGUGACCGCGAGCGAGAAUAUGACUCGCGUUCGCGUAGAAGGGAUGAUCAUGACGACGAGCGCGAGCGUAAACGGCAUAGGACGCGGUCUCCGGAGCGUGAGGACCGGUCCUCGCGGAGAAGGGAGAGGAGUAGGAGCAGGGACAGAGACGAUGGCAAGAAAGACAAGAAGCGCAAACGUGACAAGUCCGAAGAGCGCAAAGCUCGCAAGGCCGAGAAGAAGCGGUUGAAGCAAGAAGAAGAAGCACGUCAAGUCGCAGAACUCAGCGUAUACUCCGCGACGGACAACCCCUUCCACGACGCCAAUCUCGGCCAGCAGUUCCGAUGGCACAAGAAAUCCGAAAAGGAGAAGAAGUCAGGUCUUUCUGCCGAUGAAGCUGCACGGCGCGAUGCUAUUCGUCGGCAAGAGGCCAAGGAAGAGUUAGACAGGUUGAAUAGGCGGCGAGCGGAGAGGGAGGCUGAGGCUCGGUUGAGGGAGGAGGAGGACGUGCGGAUGCAGAGGUUGGCCGAGAGCGCGCAGAUGGCCGAGUGGAUUGCCAAGGACGGCGACUUUCAGCUUGAGCAGGAGAGAAGGCGCGCUGCUAUUAGGAUCAAGGAAAAGAGGGCGAAGGCUAUCGACUUUCUUGCGCUCAACUUGCGCUAUGCGAAUCCUAUCGAUGAUGACGAGGACGACGAGGACGCGGAGGCCGCGAGCUUGGAGAUUGACUUGGAUGAGCCGUAUAAUAUCUUUGAUAACUUGACGGCCGACCAAGUCGACGAACUUCAUGAGGAUAUCCAGAGGUAUCUUCAGCUGGAGACUUCGAAUCUCAACCUGGAGUUCUGGACUAAUAUGAUGGUUGUCUGCAAGGACAGGAUUGAGCGUCUCAAGUCGGACGUGCGUCUCGGGCGAGAGGCAGCUGCCGCAGUAGAGGCAGAAGUGACUGCUUUGCUGAAAGGCAAAUCAUAUGAUCACCUUGUUACGCUGCAACGGCAGGUACAAGCCAAGCUAUCCAGUGGCGAGCCUAUCGACACGGAUUAUUGGGAAGGGUUGCUGAAGAAGCUACUCGUCUGGAAGUCCAAAGCAAAGCUGACGAGCUUCCACGAAGUCGUGGUCCGCAACAGACUAGAGCACCUUCGCAAACGCCAACGCGACGAAGCACUUCAAGCACAGGAAGAGCUACUCGAGGGUGUGGCUACGAACGCGUCGCGCGGCGUGAAGGUGGCGCCUGUGGCUGAAUCUGUGGAAGAUGCGCCUAUACCUUACGACCGCUCAAUGAGUCCUCCGUUGAUCAACAUCACUUCGCUCCCAUACGAUGAGCGGCAAGUCGAUAUCGUCCUUGAAGCGGACGAUCGACGUGAUCUAUUUGCCCAGCGGCGCGCAGUGACAGGGUCCCGCUUCAUCGCCAAAGCCGCUCAGCCUGCCCCGGUCGAAGCACCAGAAGAGCCUAUGGAAGCCUCAAGCAAUGCUGAUUUGGCGUCCGAAGCUCUAUACCGCGCAGAGGCAGAGCGUGAUAUGGACGAGGAAGAAGAACUCUUCAAUAUGGAGGAGAACAUCGCGAACCCGACAUCCUAUAAUUGGGAGGACAAGUACCGCCCGCGUAAGCCGAGGUACUUCAAUCGCGUGCAUACGGGCUACGAGUGGAAUAAGUACAACCAGACGCAUUACGACACGGAUAAUCCGCCGCCAAAGGUCGUCCAGGGAUACAAGUUCAACAUAUUUUACCCGGACCUCAUCGACAAGUCCAAAGCGCCGACGUACAAGAUCGUCAAAGAGCCUGGCAACGAAGACACGGUCUUGUUACACUUCAACGCGGGCCCGCCGUACGAGGAUAUUGCGUUCAGAAUCGUUAAUCGCGAGUGGGAGUACUCGCAUAAGCGCGGGUUCAGGAGCAGCUUUGACAGAGGGUGUCUAUCGCUCUGGUUCAACUUUAAGCGUAACUUCUACCGCAAGUAA
Molecule: messenger RNA, 1971 nt
Organism: Peniophora sp. CBMAI 1063
Lineage: Eukaryota; Fungi; Basidiomycota; Agaricomycetes; Russulales; Peniophoraceae
Source: the annotation of a GenBank genome assembly